Messenger RNA from Hevea brasiliensis (rubber tree), 3535 nucleotides. RefSeq lists its product as uncharacterized. NCBI's taxonomy places the organism in Eukaryota, Viridiplantae, Streptophyta, Magnoliopsida, Malpighiales, Euphorbiaceae. Bases 554 to 2863 code for a protein of 769 amino acids. The transcript is spliced from 4 exons. The record is from RefSeq and is a predicted model, not a curated record.
UUAGGCAUUGGACCUUGAAUGACUCGUGCGAGUUAUCCGCGUGUAAAUCAGUGAGCUACCACUCUUCUUCACAUCGUCCACUGGUUCGUUCCCUUCCAUACCCAAACAAAUACUAUAACCAACCCCGUUCGUCUCUGUAACCAAACAACCGCCCAACCAUAUUAACGAAGAUUCAAACCUCCUUUACUGCCAUCUCCACCACCACGGCCCCUAGCGGACCCGCCGACGCCGACUGUCUCAUAGUCUCCGAAGCUUCUAGAGAGUGUGUGUGUGUGAGAGAGAGAGAGAGAGAGGACAAUCAUCAAAUUGAAACAGAGACAAAACCCUAGAAACAUAUAAAUGAAAAUGAAAAAUCCCCAAAUCUGAAUGGAAGUUAUUUUCCCUCCGUGCAGAUCAUCCGCUCACGCUUGUUUUCGGUUCCUCCGCUUUUCUCUUUUCUUCGCUGGGGGCUGAAUUUCACUCUAAAGAAAUUGAAAUAGAGAGCGCGCUCGCGGGCGGGCGUGCCCUUGUUUGCCAAUAUUAAGAGAGAGAGAGAGAGAGAGAGAGAGUGGCGAUGGGGGGUUCGGGAUCCGGUGCGGCUGAUUGUGGUAUAGGACCGAUCGUUUGGGUGAGGAGGAGGAACGGCUCGUGGUGGCCGGGGAAGAUACUGGGCCCUGACGAGCUGGCAGAGUGUAAUCUCACUUCUCCCCGAACAGGGACUCCGGUCAAGCUCCUUGGAAGAGAAGACGCUAGUGUGGACUGGUACAAUUUAGAAAAAUCUAAGCGUGUUAAGGCAUUUCGAUGUGGUGAGUUUGAUGAUUGCAUUGAAAGGGCUGAAUCAGCCCAGGGCAUGCCAAUAAAAAAAAGAGAAAAAUAUGCACGUCGAGAAGAUGCAAUUCUUCAUGCACUUGAGCUUGAAAAACAACUGUUGAAAAAACAAGGAAAAAGUGCAGCUGCUGAUCACCAAAGAAGUAAAUCAUCUGGGCCUACAAAGAAGGAGUCUGGUAUUGCUUCAGAAAGUUUGGCAAAUAAUAGUGGAAAACCUGGAAAUGCCAAAUUGAAUACGGGUAUCAAAGAUGAGAUUAUUGGCAAUCCCUUGAAAGCCAAGGAUGGAAAUCUGCUAAUCUCAGAAGAUGAUCAUUCUGAAGCAACACCACGGAUGAGAGGAUUGCGGGAUUUUGGGCUCAGAACUGCUCCUUUAAAGCGAAAGCUUCCAUCAUCUGUUGAUUCAGAUAGUUCUGUGAUACCUAUGGCAGAUAAUCACUUUCAAGCUCAUCCUGUUGGUGCCCCUAACAUGGAAAGAACAAAUCAUGCAAAUGGAGUGGAUGAGAUAGGGGCUAUUUCCCUGGCCAAGAGAAGUAGAAAUGUUCACUUACCAGCUGAGUCUAGUGAUUCUUUGGAUGAUAAAGAACUUCCUCCAAACCAGAUUAACAUGUUGUCUUCCCAGUUUGAAGAUGAUGGUGGCCAUCCUCAUGAUAGUUCCUUGAACGAACAGAACUCUUCUUCUGGUUUUAUGGAAAAUGUUGAAUCUGACUCUUCCGAAACUGACUCUUUUGAGUCUGAGUCUGAUUCUUCUGAGACUGAACCAGAUGUGGCUGGAAAAAUGACUGUUUUUCCAGGUACUUCUAUGCCUACGGAAGCUGAACGGAAUGCCCUGAGACAACCUGAAGCACCAGGAGAACAUGGAAGUACAAGCAGUGAGGACGCUGAUGAAUUAGCAUUUUCUGGUGAAAUGUCCCAUCUUUAUCCUGAUGAUCCAUUUCUUGCUAACGAGGCAGUGUCCAAAUGGCAAUUGAAAGGGAAAAGAAAUAUUCGGCACCUUACAAAAAAGUCUGUGGAUGGAGCUGAGGGAAAACUUUUAAAUGGUCCUUUUCAUGGAACCUACCAAGGGAUAAAGGGUACUUUGGGUCAAAGGUCAUAUGGUUUUGAUGAUGGUGAUUUGGGCAGAAAAUAUAUUCAGACACAGAUGGUUGGCCUGGAUAAUGGACAUUAUUCAUAUGCAUCCAGGUAUGCAUCCAAAGGUAGAAAUAAUACUGGUCAUAAUAUUAUUGAUAGGAGGGGCAUGGCUUGGGAAGAUGGUCCUGCUUUUAUAGGACAUUGGGAGGACAGGGCAGAACACUUCAAUCCAAUAGUUUUUGGACGUCAUCCAUAUGGUGGAAGGGCAAGGUCCAUGUUGGUUGAUGUGGAUGUAAAGGUCCAAGCGAGCUAUCAAAAAGAACGUGUUCCUAUUGUUUCUCUUAUGAGCAAGUUAAAUGGGCAGGCAAUUAUAGGUCAUCCAAUACAAAUUGAAGCCCUGGAAGAUGGUUCAUCAGAAACUCUUAUUUCUACAAGUGAUUAUCAUGGCAAUGAAGCAGUUGAACAUGAUGGAAAUACUUCACUUCCACCAGCUUGGAGGACUGCUCGAAGGACCAACUUUAGGGUCCCACGCCCUCAUUUAUCAUUAGUAUUGGGUGCUGACGAUGCUGAGGAUCCUCCAUUCAUAGAUCAAGAAGGACGGUCGCCAUUUAGGAAGUCUAGUGUAGGGAGUUUCAGUCACAAGGCAAGCUUGGUACGGAAGAGCCUUCCCCACAUUUCUCGGCCUUCAAUGGAUAGGAAAUUCCCAAGAAAGCUGGCUAAGAAAGCAUGCUUAUCAUCUAACCAAAAAACAAGAACCCUGUCUUCAAUUGCUGUUCAACAGAAUUUCAGAAGUAAGCCCUUACAUUAUACCAGUACUAGUCAAAUGGAUGGGCUUAUCAAACCUGAGACAUCUAGGCCAACCACAGUUGCUUGUAUACCUGUAAAAUUAGUCUUCAGUAGGUUACUUGAGAAGAUCAAUAGACCACCAUUGAAAGCAGCAUGUAAAGCGGUUAUCUCAAAAAGGGAUGCAGAGAGACAACCAUCAUAGUUAGCGUGUACCAAACUAUAUGGGAUUGUUAACUAAUACUGCAGAUGCAAUAAUUGCUGCUAAUUUCCUCCUGACAAAAAGUAUUCUGCACCCAAACCUUUAUGCUUUGUUGGCAUUGCCUGUGUGAGGACUCGUUUACCUUUUAAUUGAACAUUAAAUGAAGCAGGUAACCAUGGGUGAUCUAUAUACGGGGAACAUGUUCAACAUAUGAUUGUUAUGAUUUUAGUGUUGCCAGAUAUUGGUGUGCAAGGUACUGAAGGAAAAGCUUUCAUUAGACAGAAAAGAAGGUAAUCACUGGUUAUUACCGAUAGAAGCAGGCAGUUUGAUAUUCGGAUAGAUUUAUGUAUAUUUUUAUUUCCAUAUGAGUUCAUGUUUACAUGUUUUUAGGUUUUCUUUUUAUUUAUUUAUUUUUUUUAUAAAAAAAAGAGAAGUAUAGAGAAAUCCGGUACAGUGGGGAUCGAUGUGGACUUUCAUUUUGUAUUUAUAGUUUCAUUUAAUCAAUCAUUAGGUGGACUGAUGAGAGCUAUGGCAUCCUGCUUUGGCCAUUGUGCUUCUGUAGAAUAAGUACUCUGUGUAGGGGUAACAAAUAUGCUAUAUGAUGCACAAAAUGCAAAACUCCCAAAAAAGAUUACAUGUUACAAAUGAAGAAUUUAAAUUGUAGGUUAUUGUUCC